CGGAGGUUGAAUGGUGAGUUGGUGCCUCCAUUCCAUACGCCCCCCCCUUUCUCUCUCUUUGGCAAAUGAGAUGGGAUGACUACUGUACUCGUUUUGGGUCAACUUUUCCUAUUUUUCCAACUCUUAAUCUUAUUUUUUAAUUUAAUUUUAAUUUUAAUUUUCUCCACUGCUUUCUUUCGUUUCUUCCUAUUCCCAUUUGUUUUUUUCUUCUCAGCAAAAGAAGAAACCCCAUCAUCAGCACUUUCAACAUCAAGAUCCAAACCCUAAUUCAAAUUCUUUCUAAACUCCCCCGAUUUUAAUCAUUUCAUGCAAGUCAAACACCUUAUGGGAAGAAUCCACUUCGCCCCUUUAUUCCAACCUCAGUUGUGCAGCGAUUUUUCGAACUAGAACUAGAGUUUUGUCAAACGCAUCCUUCCUAUUCCUUUUUUGUCUCUCUUCAAAAUCUAAAAAAGGUCAGAUGGCUGGGAGCUGGGACGGAAGUUACGACCCUGGCAGUCAGUCAGAUGAUAGCCAUCAUUUUGAGAGACUGCACAUAGAGCCCCUUUAUGAUGCAUUUGUUUGCCCUUUGACUAAGCAAGUUAUGCGUGACCCUGUGACGUUAGAAAAUGGCCAAACAUUUGAACGUGAAGCAAUUGAAAAAUGGUUCAAGGAAUGCAGGGAAAGUGGAAGGAGGCUGGUUUGCCCAUUGACCCAAAAAGAACUGAAAAGUGCGGAUCUAAACCCGAGUAUCGCUUUGCGGAACACCAUUGAAGAGUGGACUACUAGGAAUGAAGCAGCCCAGCUUGAUAUGGCUCGUAGAUCAUUAAAUAUGAACAGUUCAGAAGAUGAUGUUCUGCUGUCUCUGAGGUUUAUCCAGCGUAUCUGCCAAAAGAACCGAUCAAAUAAGCAUGCUGUACGCAAUGCUGAUCUGAUACCUAUGAUUGUUGACAUGUUAAAGAGCAGCAGCCGUAAAGUUCGGUGCAAAGCAUUGGAGACACUCCUUGCAGUGGUCGAGGAAGAUGAAGAUAAUAAGGCAAUAUUGGCUGAGGGGGACACUGUGCGCACAAUAGUUAAAUUCUUGUCCCAUGAACAGUCCAAGGAGAGGGAGGAGGCUGUCUCUUUGCUGUAUGAACUUUCAAAAUCUGAAGCCUUGUGUGAGAAGAUUGGUUCUAUUAAUGGAGCAAUUCUUAUAUUAGUUGGAAUGACCAGCAGUAAAUCUGAGAACAUUUCAACUGUUGAGAAAGCUGAUAAAACUCUAGAAAAUCUGGAGAAGUGUGAGAACAAUGUCCGACAGAUGGCUGAAAAUGGUAGACUGCAGCCUCUUUUGACCCAGAUUCUUGAAGGUCCACCUGAAACAAAGCAUUCCAUGGCUGCAUAUCUUGGUGACUUGGUUCUGAAUAAUGAUGUGAAGGUACACGUUGCAAAAACUGUAGGUGAAUCUCUAAUCAAUAUCAUGAAAAGUGGUAACAUGCAAUCAAGAGAAGCUGCUCUGAAGGCACUUAACCAGAUUUCAUCUUUUGAUGCAAGCUCGAAGGUGUUGAUUGAGGCAGGAAUACUUCCUCCUCUUGUCAGAGACCUCUUCACUGUUGGUGCAAAUCUGCUUCCCAUGCGACUUAAAGAAGUCUCUGCCACAAUUCUGUCCAAUGUUGUAAACUCAGGAUAUGAUGUUGACUCCAUUCCUAUUGGGCUGGACCAUCAGACUCUUGUUUCUGAAGACAAUGUCCAUAACUUACUUCAUCUAAUCAGCAACACUGGUCCACCAAUCGAGUGCAAACUUCUUCAAGUUCUUGUUGGACUCACCAAUUCUCCGACAACAGUUCUGAAUGUUGUUGCUGCAAUUAAAAGCUCUGGAGCUACUAUCAGUUUGGUUCAGUUUAUAGAGGUUCCACAGAAGGAUUUGCGGAUGGCAUCCAUAAAACUUCUCCAGAAUCUCUCUCCUCACAUGGGUCAGGAAUUAGCAGAUGCACUACGUGGAACAGUUGGUCAGCUCAGCAGCCUAAUUAGAGUCAUAUCAGAAAAUACAGGAAUUUCUGAAGAACAGGCAGCAGCUGCUGGCCUCUUAGCUGAACUCCCAGAGAGGGAUGUGGGCCUCACAAGGCAAAUGCUAGAUGAAGGUGCUUUUCAGUUGAUCAUCUCUAGAGUUGUUAAAAUCAAGCAAGGAGAUAUUAGGGGCACUCGCUUCGUAACACCAUUCCUUGAAGGACUUGUUCGGGUGCUUGCAAGGGUUACAUUUGUCUUAUCAGAUGAGCCUGAUGCUGUUGCUCUUUGCCGUGAGUAUGGUCUUGCAGCGUUAUUCGUUGAUUUGCUUCAGACCAAUGGUAUUGACAAUGUCCAGAUGGUCUCUGCCGCAGCUCUGGAGAACUUAUCUCUAGAAUCCAAAAAUUUGACAAGAUUGCCGGAGAUGCCACCACCAGGAUUUUGUGCUACUAUAUUUCCAUGUUUCAGCAAACAGGCCGUUAUAACAGGAUUGUGUCGCGUCCACCGGGGGACAUGUUCACUUAAAGAGAGCUUUUGUCUUUUGGAAGGACAGGCUGUACAUAAGUUGGUUGCUCUCUUGGAUCACACCAACGCAAAGGUGGUUGAAGCAGCACUUGCUGCACUUUCCACCUUGUUGGAUGAUGGUGUUGAUAUUGAGCAAGGUGUGUCCGUUUUGUGCGAGGCAGAGGGAAUUAAGCCCAUACUUGACGUGUUACUCGAGAAACAAACAGAGAAUUUGAGGAGAAGAGCCGUUUGGGUUGUAGAGAGACUUUUAAGGAAUGAUGAUAUAGCCUAUGAAGUUUCUGGAGAUCAAAAUGUGAGCACUGCACUUGUUGAUGCCUUCCACCAUGCCGACUACAGAACCCGGCAGAUUGCGGAGCGCGCCCUGAAGCACGUUGACAAGAUCCCAAACUUCUCUGGAAUUUUUCCAAACAUGGGAUAAGCUUCUUGUAUUGCACGCUUCUCAUGCAUAUUUGGGUGAGUAGCAACGUGUAUGUAGUUUUUAUCCUUUUGUCUCCCUACGUGGAUAGUUUUGAAAGUAGAUAUAUUGCUGUAUAUGUGGAUGGAUUUCCCACUUGUAGAGGGUUUCAAGAAAUUGUUCAUUUGUUCUUAAUGAUGCUAUUUUCAUUGACCUUCAUUUCUUUAUACGAACUACUAUUGUUUUUGGCAUUGAAUGGUAUAGACCUCUUUAGUUCUUUUA
Gossypium raimondii (Peruvian cotton) is the source of this 3157-nucleotide messenger RNA. Its product is annotated as U-box domain-containing protein 44. The coding region runs from base 458 to 2899 and encodes 813 amino acids. The transcript is spliced from 4 exons. The record is from RefSeq and is a predicted model, not a curated record. Gene Ontology annotation, biological process: protein ubiquitination. Gene Ontology annotation, molecular function: ubiquitin-protein transferase activity; protein binding. NCBI's taxonomy places the organism in Eukaryota, Viridiplantae, Streptophyta, Magnoliopsida, Malvales, Malvaceae.